GUGGAGUAUUUGUAGCGUCAUCUUCGACACAAUCAUAAUUUAACCUAUAAAAAAUUGAGUUUUUUUUUCAGUUUUAACUCCAAUCUCUGUAGGGAAUGUUUAAUUAAGCAGUACCUUCAAUAAUUUAAUUAUUUUGAUAAGACAAAACUGACCUACUUAAAACGAGGCUUGGAGGAAACUUUGAACAAUAGUUGAUUCUAUGCGGUUUUCAUGAAUGUGAUGCUGAGUAGGGAUUCAAGCAUCAAACCAAAUGUAUGAGGAAAAUAUGUUCUACUGCACAUGUAAAGCUCUGCCAUGAGUCAGCCUCCGCCACCAGAUAGUGAAUCUCUUAGGGAACUUGCUGCCCAGAAGGAGAAAGAAUGGAGAGAAUUGCAGGAAUUGAGAAACCACACAUUGGAAAUAGCAUACAAAGAAAAGGAAAACCAACUGAAUCAAGAGAAUGCCAAAUUUAUGAAACUUAAAGAGGAUUUCAAAUAUAACCUUAAACUGCUAGAGGAACGGGAUGUGGAACUGGAAAGAUAUGAUGCAAUUUUUGGAGAAUUGAAAGCUGCCAUCAAUGCCAAGAAUGGAGAAAUCAGUGAGAUGAAGAUACAACAAGAUGAGCUAUGUGCCAGUCUGAAAAGAGAAGAGCAUGCUAAGGAGCAGCUUCAAAUGCACUAUCAACAAAGAAUGAGAGAGAAACAGACAGAAGUUGACCAGUUUAGGAGUGAGAAAGAGGCUGAGAUUAAAGCUGAAAGAGAACAACUAGAAAACAUCAAAAGGAAUUUGGAACAUCAGCUUCGAGAAGUUGAGGGUGAACUUGAUGUCCAGAAAAGAGAAAUUACUGCAGGUUUUGAUGAGGCUAUGAAAAGAAGAGAACAUGAGUUCAGGACACAAAUGGAUGAGAAGAGUGGCCAGAUUCUUGCUUAUGAACUGAAAAUCAAAUUGUUGACCAAAGAUGUGGAAAUGUUGUCGGAAGCUGGAGAGAAAACGGAGAAAGAAUUUCACCAUGUGGAUCAAAAUCACAGGACACUUGAGAAAAAGUUUAAGGAAAAGGAAUGGGAAUUUAAUGAUAUGCAGGCCAUGAAAGAUGCCAGGAUACAAGAGUUGGAGAGCAAGCUGCACCAAACAGAACUUGGUGUCAAAAGAAUGGAGGAAGAAUUUCAAAGAAAGUUUGAAGAGAGGGACAGAUAUGCCAGAGAGAAGGAAUCCGCUUUAUUAAAAGUCAAAGAAGGUCACCACGAGACUGAGAGAGUUCUGCAGGAGAACAUCCGUGAGCUGCAAACACAACUGGAGCAGGCACAGGUGGAGAGCAGACGUCUACAGUGGGAGAACCAGGAUCUGGCAAAGGAGAAGGAGCUGCAGGCAGAAAAACUUCAUGGAGAGAUACACGACGUGAAAGAGAAAUGGGAUGCCCAACUGUCUGAGAUAGCUCGUACUAAUGUCGCCAGGGAUUUGGAACUGCAGGCCCUAAAAGACAAUGAAGAUAGUAUCAAAGCUGAGCUUCAGCAGAAAAAGGAGAGCAUUGAAAGGUACAAGAAGGAGAUGACCCUGGCUGUGGAAAGAGAGGCCAGUUUGGAGCGUGCCAAGGCUCAGCUGGACCUGGACUGGCAGAGGAGAUACGAAGAGGUGGAGAGACUGCAGUAUGAGCGCUCUGAGGACCUAGUGAAAAACCUGACUAGGGCUAGGGAUGAGGCUUUUGCCACCCUGAAGGAGAAGGACAGAGAACUCCAACAGAGGGAGAGUUUGAUCAAAGUGUUGACCAAGGACAGGGACCAGGCACUGGCAACACUGAAACAGCAUGGAUUGGUGCUGGAUAGAAAUAUAGAUACCUCGGCUGUCCAUGGUACUCCAACCCAGUCAGAGUCUGAAGAGAUCUCCCGGCUUCAGGCACAGAAUGAAAAACUGAGAACGGUGAUCAGGCAGAUGAGGACUGAAAUGGAGAAUAUUGGAGACCAGGAGCCAGUUAAGCAGAAGCCGGGCAGUCCAGUCACUGAAGAAUAUGUUAGAAUGUUAGAAGAUGAGGUCCGUAGCCUGAAGAGUAAAAUGCGCAAUGCAGAAUCUGAUCUCCAAACCAAGCAGCAACCCAGAGAAGACCCACCUGUAGCACACGCCCAAGAUCUCCUCAUGAAAUCUAUUGGCGACAAUGCCCUUGUACGUUCUCACAUCCAGUCUUUAAAUGAUACCAUAGCCAGUUUAAGAAGAGAAAAGGUGGAACUUAGUGCACAGGUGAAAAAACAGCAGGCAAGACUACAGUUUCAAGAGGCUUCUCAAAAUAAGCUGUCCAAGCAGCCCAGAGAAAAGCAGCUUGAGAUAGACCAGCUCCAGUAUGAGCUAGGUGCCCAGGGCAGACGCCAUGUUGCUGAGGUCGCUAGUCUGUGCCAGAAGAUAGCGGAACUAGAGCUGCAACUCAUAGAAACUAGGAAAGAAGCAGAUGAAUAUUUUAAAGCAAAUCUGGAGAAAAAUCUGGAAUUGAAUUCCCUUCAAAAUGAGUUAUCAAGCCUCAAAGUUGACUUGGCACAGAAGACGCCAGGAAUAAACUAUGGAGGUCAGGAGCUCAUGAUACAGCAGUUGGAAGAUGAGAUCAAAAGACUACAAAACAAACUUGCCGGCAGACCUGACCACAUGAUCCCUGACCAACCAAUCAGAGGCCCUACGGAAAGUGCGACAGUUGAUCAACUUCGUAGCAAGCUAAAACAAGCUGCCAAGCACAUCACGCAGUUGGCGAAAGAGAAACAACAACUGAUAGAGGUUGGGAACAGGCAGAGGGCAAUACUCAUGAAUCACGGCAUAAGGCUACCCACCCCUCCCAGACCUCCACCCAAAGUAACGCCACUGCCAGCACCUGCUAAACCAAUGGCAACAGGCAGAAUAUCACAGGCAGUACAGAAUAAACUUACAGAGCUUGAACGGCUGCAGUAUCAACUCACCAAGCAGGAAUUAGCCCAGCAAAGAAGGGCACCUGCAGGAGAUGAAGCCAUGACAGCCAUGCUUCUAGAACCCAGCUCCAGUGAGAGCCAGGAAGAGGAGUACAGACCACAGUCCAUUCUGAAGAGACAGCAGUCUGAUGUGGAACAGAAUUACCAAUAUGGCUAUCCAGUGAGACCGGUAAGUGCGCCAGGGACCUGGGACCCCGUUCCAGUUCCAGACUCCAGACCCUCCACUGCCCCAGGUCAGCCAGGACAGAAUGGUCUGCAGCGGACCUCCUCCCCCUUUGUACCCUUGGCAACAGGGUCAUCCCUGGGGGGAGAGUCCCUGCAGGAGGUGUGGAGGAUGCUAGAUGAAGGCCAGAGCCCAUCUCUGUUCACCCCCAGGGACAGCAAUGUGGGGAUUGUCUCAGAUCAGCUAUCACACAAUGGACAAGUUUGGCCACAAAGUGACCAGUAUGAUACCCACCACAGAAAAAGUGACCACGGUCAAAGUGGCCCAUCGAGCCAAUGGUCAGUUCAGGGAACUAAACCCAGCUUUGUUGACCACAAAGGCAAACCAGACAAAAAACUGUCAGAUAAAGCAGCAGGGAAGUUAAUGCCAAAGAAAUCUCAGAAACCAAAGAUCAGAAACUAUAAUAAGAAAGAUGGGGAAAGUUGACAGGCAUCACUGUCACACUGAUAAUUUUUUUAUCAUUUGGCAAAGAACACAAAUUUUAGUUGUAAUUAUCGUUUCCUGUAAUCAAAUUCCCUGAUGGUCUCAGACAAUGAAGAACAACUGAAUGUUAGGUUUGAACAAUGCUAUUUAUUAUAUAGAUAUUUUUGUAAACCUAUGUACAUGUGUAUAUUUACAUAAUAAAAGAGGUGUUUUACUA
Messenger RNA from Lingula anatina, 3781 nucleotides. Its product is annotated as coiled-coil domain-containing protein 57-like. The record is from RefSeq and is a predicted model, not a curated record. Gene Ontology annotation, biological process: centriole replication; cilium assembly; positive regulation of mitotic cell cycle. Lineage: Eukaryota; Metazoa; Brachiopoda; Lingulata; Lingulida; Lingulidae. Gene Ontology annotation, cellular component: centriole; centriolar satellite; spindle microtubule.